Fonticula alba is the source of this 1508-nucleotide messenger RNA. RefSeq names its product histone-binding protein RBBP4. Gene Ontology annotation, molecular function: histone binding. The record is from RefSeq and is a predicted model, not a curated record. Bases 72 to 1367 code for a protein of 431 amino acids. NCBI's taxonomy places the organism in Eukaryota, Rotosphaerida, Fonticulaceae. Gene Ontology annotation, cellular component: nucleus. Gene Ontology annotation, biological process: regulation of gene expression. The transcript has 8 exons.
CGUCCCCCCCUCUCUCCCCCCCCCCCUCCCCUUGGGCCUCUCCACGCACACACCCACACACACUCGCCAGUAUGUCCACCGGAAGCAUGUCUCCAGAGCCGAAUGCCGGCUCCCUGCCCGAUGUGGCUGCCGAGAAGCGCAUCAACGACGAGUACAAGACUUGGAAGAAGAACACCCCCUUCCUGUAUGACAUGGUCAUCAUGAAGGCCCUCAGCUGGCCCUCACUGACCAUUGAGUGGCUGCCGGAGAUGACCGAGGGCCCCAACGAGACCAUCCACCGGAUGAUCCUCGGCACGCACACCGACCCGGAGUCCGCUUCGGAGAACAUGCUGAUGAUUGCCCAGCUGGAGCUGCCCUCGGUUGAGGUGUCCCCCAACGACCCGACGGUCUUCCAGUUCCGCCGCCAGGAGUCCGGUGCCGAGCCCCGUCGCACCAAGAUCACCAUCGAGCAGUGCAUUCCCCAUGAGGGGGAGAUCAACCGCGCGCGGUACAUGCCGCAGAACCCGAACAUGAUCGCCACCAAGACCAUCUCCGGACAGGUGCACCUGUUUGACACGACAAAGUUCGCGGCGCGCGACGACACCAAGGGGCCCACCAUGCGUCUGACCGGGCACUCGAAGGAGGGCUACGGUCUCUCGUGGAACCGCAACCAGUCGGGCCUGCUGCUUUCCUCGGCGGAUGACAAGCUCAUCUGUCUGUGGGAUGUGGCGGCAGCCGCCGAGGCCGGGCCCGAGGGUGCCGGCUCGCUGGCGCCUCUCUUCACCUUCGAGGGGCAUACCAAGGAGGUGGGCGAGGUGGCGUGGCACAACGUCCAGGCGCACCUGUUCGGCUCGGUGGGCGACGACCGGACCCUUCGGCUGUGGGACAGCCGGACCCGCAAGAAUACUCUGACCGUGACGGCCCACGAUGACUGCGUCAACUCCCUUUCCUUUAAUCCCUUCUCCGAGCACCUCCUGGCCACCGGCUCCAGCGACCAGAGCGUUGCCCUGUGGGACAUGCGCAACCUCAAGCAGAAGCUCCACUCCUGCGAGUACCCCUCGGGGGAGGUGCUGCAGGUGGCCUGGUCGCCGCAUUACGAGACCAUCCUGGCCUCGGCGGCGCACGACCGCCGUGUGCACAUCUGGGACAUGUCGCGCAUCGGCGAGGAGCAGACCUCCGAGGAGGCGAACGAUGGCCCGCCGGAGCUGAUGUUCAUCCACGGUGGGCACACCAACCGCGUGUCGGACAUCUCCUGGAACCCGAACAUCCCGAUGAUGAUGGCCUCCACCGCCGACGACAAUGUCAUCCAGUGCUGGCAGAUGUCCUCGAGCAUCUACCUUGACGACGACCAGAUGGACAUCGACGAGGCGGAGCUCGAGCGUCGCUGAAGGCGCAUAUGGCCACACCCCCAACCGCCAAUCCGGCCACCGGGGACUCAUCACCAUGAAACGCCGAUAAGGCGGGCCUAUGCAGUACGUGGCAUCGCCUGUGGCCCUGCCCUACUGGCCAAAUAAAAGCACAAAUGUCCC